Mirounga angustirostris (Northern elephant seal) is the source of this 6842-nucleotide messenger RNA. It is a transcript of the gene TM2D1, whose product is annotated as TM2 domain containing 1. The transcript is spliced from 6 exons. Gene Ontology annotation, biological process: apoptotic signaling pathway. Gene Ontology annotation, molecular function: G protein-coupled receptor activity; amyloid-beta binding. NCBI's taxonomy places the organism in Eukaryota, Metazoa, Chordata, Mammalia, Carnivora, Phocidae. The record is from RefSeq and is a predicted model, not a curated record. The coding region runs from base 39 to 584 and encodes 181 amino acids.
CGGAACCGGAAGUAGUGGGGGACGCGUCGGUCCCCAGCAUGGCGGCCACCUGGCCGGCUGCUCCGGAGGCCGUGGCCGCCCAGCUCCUCGGUGUCCUGUGGUUCGUGUCAGUCACCACGGGACCUUGGGGAGCUGCUGCCAUCGCCGCCGCUGGCGGCGAGGAGACGCUUAAGUGCGAGGACCUCAAAUUGGGACAAUAUAUUUGUAAAGAUCCAAAAAUAAAUGAUGCUACACAAGAACCAGUUAACUGUACAAACUACACAGCUCAUGUUCCUUGUUUUCCAGCACCCAACAUAACUUGUAAGGAUUUUGGUGGCAAUGAAACACAUUUUACUGGAAAUGAAGUUGGUUUUAUCAAGCCUAUAUCUUGCCGAAAUGUAAAUGGCUAUUCAUACAAAGUGGCAGUUGCGCUGUCUCUUUUCCUUGGAUGGUUGGGAGCAGAUCGAUUUUACCUUGGAUACCCUGCCUUGGGUUUGUUAAAGUUUUGCACUGUAGGGUUUUGUGGAAUUGGGAGCCUAAUUGAUUUCAUUCUUAUUUCAAUGCAGAUGGCCACUUGGGUUGUUUACAUGUUUGGGCUAUUGUGAAUCAUUCUGCUAUGAAUAUUUUUGUGUAAGUAUCUAUUUAAGACCCUGUUCAGUUCUUUUGGAUAUAUUCUUAGAAGAUAGACUUUUUUUUUUUUUUAAAGAUUUUAUUUAUUUAUUUGAGAGAGAGAGAGAGAUUGGCAGAGGAGAGGGAGAAGCAGGCUCUCCACUGAGCAGGGAGACCCAUGUGGGGCUCGAUCCCGGGAUCAUGACCCAAGCAGAAGGCAGAUGCUUAACCGACUGAGCCACCCUGGUACCCCAAGAUAAACUUUUAUAUAAAGCUAAUUGAAGAGAAUAUCUUCAUGAUCUUAUAUUGGUUAAGUCUUUUUAAACAAUAUCCCUAAAAUGUAAAUCAUAAAGAAAAAAAAUUAGUGAAUUUGAUUACCUUAAGAUUAAGAAAUUCUAUUUUAAAAAAGAUACCAUAAGCAUAGACCAACUUAACACUUAAUAGACUGAAUAAAAGGAUACUAGCAACAGGAAUUGAUAUGAUGAAUAUACAAAUAAUUUCUGCAAAUCAACAAGAAAAUAUAGAUCCUAGUAGUUAAAUGAGUACAGUGAACUAAUAGGUGAUUCACAGAAUCACCCAAAUAACUAAUAUGUAAAUAAAUACUUUUGGGCAUUUACUCUAAAAAAGUUGUACUGCUGUCCACAGGGGUCAUGUGCAAAGAUUUUGUCUGUUGGAGCCUGUUUGUGGUAGCAGGAAGUUAGAAUCAACCUAGAUGUGUACACUAAUAAGAGAAUGGAUACAUCCUUUUUAACACUAGGCUGCAAUUACAAGCACUUACCUAGAUGUACAUAUGCUACAUGGAAAGGUCUUAAAAUUACAGUAUACUGUGAGAAUAGUUUAAAACUGAACAAGGUCCACAACAAUAUUAUUUGGAUAAGUUAAAAAUACAUAUUUAAAGAACAUGUUUUUUAAAAAUAAAUAUGUAUCCAGCUCAUAUACCAAAUUAAGUGUAUGCUCAUUAUUUGUGUGGGUAGGUGGUGAGUGGGGAUUGUAGAGAAUUAGAAUGGAGAUCAGAGGUAAAGAACAAAAAAAGGGAAUUUGGUGACCACUUCUUAACAUUCUCAACUUUAAUGUGUAUUCCUAAGUUUCUUGGUUUAUUCUUUUUGCUGUAGACUUUGUACCUAUAGAAAAACCUACCUCUUAAAGUAAACAAGAUUUUUUGCAUUUAAGCUGCUAAAGAGAAUCAGAAACAAAGAAUUUAAAUUCCACCCAAUGCCUCCAGACCACCACCAUUUCCUUUUUUUUUUUUUUUAAUAUUUUAUUUAUUUAUUUGACAGAGAGAGACACAGCGAGAGAGGGAACACAAGCAAGGGGAGUGGGAGAGGGAGAAGCAGGCUUCCCGUGGAGCAGGGAGCCCGAUGCGGGGCUUGAUCCCAGGACCCUGGGAUCACGACCUGAGCCGAAGGCAGACACUUCAGGACUGAGCCAUCCAGGCGCACCGCCCCCCCCUCCCCCAUUUCUGUAGGAGAGUAUGGUAGGACAAAAGUUACCCAUGUUAAAUCCCGGGAACCUGGGAAUAUUACCUUAUUUGAAAACAGGGUCUUUGCAGAUGUGAUUAAGUUAGGGAUCUUGAUAUGAAGAAGUCAUCCUGGGUUAUCUGGGUGGGUCCUAAAUCCAAUGACAAGUGUCCUUAUAGGAGACAGAAGAGGAAAAGAUAGACACAGCAAAGAAGGCGUUGUGAAGACAAAGACGGAGAUUGGAGUGAUAUGUCCAUAAGCUACAGAAUGCCAAAGAAUACUGAUUGCUGUCAAAGGCUAGAAGAGGUUUAGAACAGAUCCUCCCCUGAGAGUCUCUAGGGUAUGGGGCUGUUGCAGAUAACCUUGAUUUUAGACUUCUGGCCUUAGAUCUGUGAGAGAGUAAAUGUCUACUGUUUUAAUCCACUAAGGUUUAUGGUAACUUGUUACAGUAGCCACAGGAAACUAAUAUAGAGGAUAUGAUGUUGUUUUCUUGUGGUUUUAAGGCUUCUCACGCAAGAGACCUUGAUACCCAUUGUACAAAAUAGCUUCCCACAGUGUAGUGACCCUCCUGUUUCCCCUUUUGGAAGAUGAAGACCUGUAGCAACCUCUUGGUCCAUGAAUUGGACCCAUAGAUUAUAGAAAUAUUCCCCAGUUUAUCAAAUGGAAAUACUUCAUGCUGUAGAAUUUGGCUUCAGGCUAUUUCUUAGCAGAGAAACAAACAUAAUUUUAGGUUUCAUACUCUGUUGCCAAUAAACAAAUGGACAUUGGCAUAUCUAACUGAGUAAAAAAUUUCUCAGCAUGGGAUAUUUUUAAAGACUUGUAAUUUUAUAAUUAACAAUUUAAUAAUAUACUCAUAAUAAAGGAAUUUAUAAUAGGCACAUGUAUUGUACAUAAGUAUAUAUAAGAUGCUUAAAAACAUUUAAUUUUUUGAUUUUGGUGAGAAUAGUUGAAAAUUUUGCAACAGAUAGUUUUCUUAAACGUUAAGUAGGAUGAACAAUUUCUUCUUUGAUGGCAUAGUUCAAAGGAAAGUAUAUUGAUAAUACCUUGUAGAUGUGUUUACAUUUAAAUGUCAUAGUCAUAUAAGAUGUAGAACUUAAAAAGUACCGUAUAGAUCAGCUUAUUCUAUUCCUCUUUAUAUGGAUACAAAAACCUGAGAUCCAGAGAGGAUUCCUCCUUUUCCAGUUCUCCUUUCCUCUGGUGCUUUCCCACAGUGACCGAAUUUGUCUUUGGGGCACCUCUUCAGGUUGUUUUAGCAGAGAGUAGCUGUGCUUUGGUGAUCUGGCAGUAGUGAGGGGGGGCGCUGAAAACUAGUGCAUUAUCAGGUGUUUUGGCUACAAGUAACAGAAACCUCAAUUUAAAUUUGCUUUCUUUUUUUUUUUUAAGAUUUUAUUUAUUUAUUUGAGAGAGAGGAAUGAGAGAGAGCAAGCACAUGAGAGGGGGGAGGGUCAGAGGGAGAAGCAGACUCCCUGCCGAGCAGGGAGCCCAAUGCGGGACUCGAUCCAGGGACUCCAGGAUCAUGACCUGAGCCGAAGGCAGUCCCUUAACCAACUGAGCCACCCAGGCGCCCUAAAUUUGCUUUCAUAAUACGGUAGUUUACUCUAUCAUACCAAGAAUCUAGAUUUAAGGUAGUUAUAAGAUUUGUUAAUUUAGAGCUGAAAGACAUAAUGGUGGACCCUCCCUCCCAUUCUCUUCCCUUCCUUCCCUCCUAUUUCUCCCUCUCUCCUUCCUUCUUUCUCUUUGCCAUCUUCAGGUCUUUUGGUUAGCAUCACUUCAUUAUAUAGUGACUGUCCCCAGCAGAAAGAACCCAUGUCCCCCCCUACAUAUUUUCUUAAGGUCAGAUAUGCCAACAGUGAACUUGCAUCAUCGGUGGUUGGCCAGAAUUAGAUUCCAUGCCUAGGCAGACCCAGUCUCUGGAAGGAGGAGUGGAAUUCCCGUGCUAGAACUGGUUGUUGAGGAGCCACAGUGACAGAGUUUGAGUGGAGAGAAAUGGUAAGAAAAUGGCUGAGUUAGAUACAGAGUUAGAUCAUGUAUUACCAGGUAAUAAAACUGUAUCCUUCUGGGCUAUCUUCUCUACAGAACAGAGGAAACAAAACAAAAACACAAAACAAACACCUUAUUAUUUUUCUACAUGUUAACUACUGACUUUACAAGAUUGUAAAACAUAUGGGUCCUAAUUGGCUUUAGUUAGUUUUACAUUUCCCAAGAGAGGCAAGUGAGCCUCAGGUAGACUUAAUAGAAAUGCAUGAUAUGAAAAGGUCACCUAAUCAUGUAUUUUCCUUUUUCCAGCCUUGAAUACUUUUUUUCAACAGGAAUAGGGGAGAUGGCAAAGGAAGAAAAAGAGAAUGGGACAAAAGGCCUGGUCCCAAGCUAUGCACAUAUUCCUAAUUAGGCAGUUUUUUGCCAUAUGAUUUGAUUUAUUUCUACAGGCUGGGCUUUAGUUUUUCUUUGUCCCCCUCGUCCAGUCUCAAAACACAUUGUGACUCCUAGUCACUCGUUCUUCUCUUUCUCGGCUUAAUGCUCAGAGUAGUUUCCUGUGGGACCUUGACCACUGAAAAGGUUUUAUUAAAUUCUUUUUUAUUUUUUACUUUUAAAAAAAAGAUUGAUUUAUUCAUUCGAGAGAAAGAGCAGGGGUAGGGGCAGAAAGAGAGAGAGGGAGAGAAUUUCAAGCGACUCCAGCUGAGUGCAGAGCCUGACCCAGGGAUUGAUCCGAAGACCCUGAGAUCAGGACCAGAGCCGCAAUCAAGAGUAAGACGUUUAACCCACUGAGCCACCCAGGCGCCCUGAGGUUUUAUUACAUUCUUAAAUAACAUUCAUAAAUAUCAAACCAAAUUAAUUUAAUCUUUGGAAAAUAAGCAGAGUGCAUAACAGUACCCAGCAUGGUAUUUAGCACAAAAGUGCUUUGUGUUAUUUGAAUAUUAAUAUUUAUAGUUCACUAGUAUAAGCUCUUCGUGGGCAGAGAUUGUAUCUCAUUCACUGUUAUGUGUAUAAUGCCUAGCACAGUGCCUGGAGUGUUGUCGGAAUCCAGUAUUUGUCAAAUAGUUUUAAAAAUCACACUUAUUGGGGCGCCUGGGUGGCUCAGUUGGUUAAGCGACUGCCUUCGGCUCAGAUCAUGAUCCUGGAGUUCUGGGAUCGAGCCCUGCAUCGGGCUCCCUGCUCGGUGGGGAGUCUGCUUCUCCCUCUGACCCUCUUCCCUCUCGUGCUCUCUGUCUCUCAUUCUCUCUCUCUCAAAUAAAUAAAUAAAAUCUUAAAAAAAAAAAAUCAAACUUAUUUUUAAAACGAAGCAUGCACUACAACAGUAUUCUUCAAACUCUGUUUGUAUGACCCCUGAAAGAAUUUUUAAAAAAAUCCCUACCCUCCACACAUUUUUAAGUUGACAUUUAAGUUUUCCAUCAUAAGUUUAAAUAGUUGCAAAGGAUAUAAUUUCUGGUUUGCAAAUAUUGACAUAUUUAAAUAAAACUGUUAUAUCAAUUUAAAAAUGUAUCCAACAGAAUAUAAAUACCAUAGAAUUUUAAAUAUCAUUCAUUUAAAAAGACAUGAAUGAACCCUUCACUAACCAUUUGUGAUUUUUACAUAGUUUCUUUUUCUCCUUGAAUUUGUAUUUCUAGUUCCAUUCUCCCACAGAAUUUUAUCCUAAUGUAAUAUUUUUUAAAAUUUUAUUUAUUUUAUUAUAUUAGUCACCAUACAGUACAUCAUUAGUUUUUGGUAUAGUGUUCCAUGAUUCAUUGUUUUCGUAUAACACCCAGUGCUCCAUGCAAUAAGAGCCCUCCUUAAUACCCAUCACUGUGCUCACCUAUCCCCCUACCCCCCUCCCUUCUAAAACCCUCAGUUUCUCAGAGUUCGUAGUCUCUCAUGGUUUGUCUUCCCCUCCGAUUCCCCCCCCGUUCAUUUUUCCCUUCUUUCUCCUAAUGUCCUCCAUGCUAUUUCUUAUGUUCCACAGAUAAGUGAAACCAUAUGAUAAUUGACUUUCUGUAUGUUUUUUAUGCUUGAAAAAUCUUCUGCUGAUCAUUUUCAUUAUCAUGAUUUUCAUGAUUCAUUAAAAGAUUAUAAAAUUUUCUGUAAUUACUGGAUUGUCAUUAUAAUUGUUGAUACACAGUUGAUCAAAACAGCAUAAGCAUAUUACAUAUUAUAAAAAUGAUUUAGCAAAUUACUUUUAAGCAAAAAAAGUAAAAUGUUACUGGGAAUGCAACUUUUGAAAAAGAUGAGGCAGAGCGAGCAUAUUUUUGGACUCUUGAUUAAAGGAGAUUUCCUGAGGCGCCUGGGUGGUUCAGUUGGUUAAGCAGCUGCCUCUGGCUCAGGUCAUGAUUUCAGGGUCCUGGGAUCGAGCCCUGAGUGGAGUUGGGCUCCCUGUUCAGCGGGGAGCCUGCUUCUCCCUCUUCCUCUGCCACGCCCCCUGCUUGUGCUUUCUCUCGCUCUCAGAUAAAUAAAUAAAAUCUUUUUAAAAAAUGAUUUAAAGGAGAUUUCCUGAAGUCCAGUAUUUUGACUUAUCUCUUUGGCUCAUCAGAGGCACUGUUCCAUCAUAAUACCUGCUUUGAUGGCACGUGUGGUUUAUUGUCAUCAAGUUUCUCCUGGAGAAAGGACCACAGGGAGAGGGAAGUGGGAAGGGAACUCUGCCCCCACCAUGGCUUGGUAUCAGGUGGAUCACUUUUACAAAGAGUAUUUAUGGGAAUUAAGGGUCUCAAAAUUGAUUUCCUUUAAAUCAUCUGGGCUCACAUACAUCUUGGUAAAUCUUUGUUUGCCCCUAAGGCUACAGUUUGAAGAUUGCUAUCUUUUUUUUUUUUUUUUAAGAUUUUAUUUAUU